This is a messenger RNA of Saprolegnia diclina VS20, 534 nucleotides long. RefSeq lists its product as hypothetical. The record is from RefSeq and is a predicted model, not a curated record. Lineage: Eukaryota; Oomycota; Saprolegniomycetes; Saprolegniales; Saprolegniaceae. The coding region runs from base 23 to 436 and encodes 137 amino acids. The transcript has a single exon.
UUUUCCGCAUCGGCCUUGCAGCAUGCGCUUCCGUGCCCAGCUCGUCGUGCAGGUCGACGGGGUGCUCAAGCACUCGCAGCGUCUCUACGACCUCGUCGUCGACGACGAUGGCAUGAUCGUCUUCAAGGGCAAUGGGUCCUUCACACGGUCCUUCCCCAAGCCCGACAAGGUCGUCAUGGGGACGCGGGUCCUGCGCAUCUCGCAGGGCGCCCGCCAUUUUCUCUGUCGGUUCCCUGACCCAGCGGCGUUUGCUACGUGUGUCGCGCAUCUCCAGACCCUUCGCCUCGCGCUUCUCGACGUGCCGGCGUUCUUGCGCCAAGACAGCAAGAAGCUCGCGAGCUUGGCGUACUGCCGCCAAUACUUAGCCCACCCCCAACUCCCCGCGGCCAGCGCCAACGUCCAAAGAAGCUUCAACAACCUCAUCUUCAAGCGUUAGUCGACACAUUCGAUUUCUUAUGCGAGCGUCGGCGGCGUGUACGUCGACUCGAGCGUCACGCUGUUGAAGUAGUAGUACACCUGGUUGGCCUCGUCCCA